CCACGCUGUCUCGUGUAACUACUGUUCAGCUGCUUUUAUUCGAGUUUCAUAUUAUUUUAUCUUUAUCCGACGAAACGGUCGGGCACAUUUGCAUUUCAUUCUGCGUUUUUGAAACCCUUGCGCCUAUUUUUUUGCGUAAAGUUUUGUUUUAUGUUAGUUAACGUAGUUGUUCAUAUUUUCAGUAAACGUGGUAAGAGAUACAGUCCAGAUUUGCAGACAGUUUGCACAGAAAGCAGCGAAAAUGAGCAGCAUUGUCAAAGAAGAGACACGCAGUGUUUCGCCUCAUUGUCCCAAACCCAAUGAAUCUGAAGAGCCUGAGGGUACCUCUGUUGAGGGUGCAAAUACAGAAACAUGCAUUGUUCCUGAGAUGAUCAUUACCAAAGAGAUGGAAGAGGAGGAGAAACAUCUGAUGGAAGAGGGAGAGAAAAAGGAGAAAGAAAUGUUGGAGGAGGCCAGGCAGUCAUGUGAGAAAGAUACCCAAGAGAUGCGAUUCAAAAGACUGCAGCAUCUUUUGCAGAAAAGCAACAUCUACUCAAAGUUUCUCCUUACUAAAAUGGAGCAGCAGCAGCAAGAGGAAAAAAUAAAAAAGGAGAGGCUUGAAAAGAGAGCUGCUAAUUUGAAGCAAAAGGGCACCAGUCAAAAGCCUGUGAAAGCUGAGAGAAAGAAGCGUGAGAGAGAGGACUACAAAAUCGCCGAUGUCAUGUCCAAAGAGGAAAUUCUCUCAAAGGCCAAAAAACCUAAAUUAGAAGCGGACGCUGAUACAUCCGUUACACUGGAACCUGAGGAAAUUGAGAAACUGGGUGAGACAAACUCUGACAUUAAAGGACGACUGUCUGAGGCUUUACGAGAAAACAGCAAGCAGAUGGUGGAUCCAGAUAGAAAAGUGAACGGCCAACCUGUGCCCGCACAGCAACCCACUCUUUUCACUGGCGGUGUGAUGAGAUGGUACCAGGUGGAGGGAAUAGAAUGGCUUAGGAUGCUGUGGGAGAACGGUAUCAACGGUAUCCUCGCCGAUGAGAUGGGCCUUGGAAAAACCAUUCAGUGCAUUGCCCAUAUUGCAAUGAUGGUUGAGAGAAAAGUUCUUGGGCCCUUUCUAGUCGUAGCACCUUUGUCAACUCUUCCAAACUGGAUCAGUGAAUUUAAACGCUUUACACCAGAGGUGUCUGUCCUGCUGUAUCACGGCCCUCAGAAGGAAAGGAUGGACCUUGUGAAACAGAUCCGUAAACACCAAGGUCCCCUCAAAAUGUAUCCUGUGGUGGUUACAUCCUUCGAAAUUGCAAUGAGAGAUAGAAGGUUUCUCCAGCGUUUUCACUGGAAUUACUUGAUUGUGGAUGAGGGCCACAGGAUCAAGAACCUGAAUUGUCGGCUAGUGCAAGAACUGAAGAUGUUACCGGCUGAUAACAAACUGCUCCUGACAGGAACGCCCCUGCAGAAUAACCUGUCAGAGCUGUGGUCUCUCCUAAACUUCCUGCUUCCAGAUGUGUUUGAUGACCUGAAGAGUUUUGAGUCAUGGUUUGACAUCAGCACCAUCACUUCUGAUACAGAAAAUAUUGUAGCCAUCGAGCGAGAGCAAAACGUCCUUCACAUGCUUCAUCAGAUCCUCACUCCUUUCCUGCUAAGAAGACUGAAGUCAGAUGUCACACUGGAGGUUCCACCAAAGAAAGAGAUUAUUGUGUAUGCUCCCCUCACCAACAAACAAGAGUCCCUUUACAUGGCCAUUGUUAACAGGACCAUAGCAAAGCUACUGGGCCAGGAGAAGGAUGAUUCAAGACCCGUGCAGCUGACGUCCAGCGGCCGUCCGAAACGCAAGACAAGGAAGAUGGUGGACUAUUCAGAGAGCAACACCGACUCCGCCAAAGACUUUGAGAAAUACCUGGCAAAGGUUCAGAAAGAGAUGGAAAGUCAGGAAAGCUCCGGCCCAAUUGUGGAUGUGUAUAUGCCGGUCGAUGCUCAAAUCAACCUGAAACUGCAGAACAUACUGAUGCUGCUGAAAAGAUGCUGCAACCAUGCAUAUCUGAUUGAAUAUCCUUUGGACCCCGCCACAGGAGAUUUCAAGAUCGAUGAACAGUUAGUGGAAACAUCAGGGAAAUUUCUUGUCCUGGACCGAAUGCUUCCUGAGCUGAAGAAAAGAGGACACAAGGUGUUGAUUUUUAGCCAGAUGACUUCUAUAUUAGAUGUGCUGAUGGAUUACUGUUACCUCCGGGGUUAUGAGUACAGCCGCCUGGACGGGUCUAUGAGUUACGCAGACCGAGAUGAAAAUAUGAAGAAGUUCUCCUCCGAUCCAGAGGUGUUCCUCUUCCUUCUGAGCACUCGAGCCGGUGGGCUUGGGAUCAAUCUGACAGCUGCCGACACGGUCAUCAUAUUUGACAGUGACUGGAAUCCUCAGGCAGAUUUGCAAGCCCAAGAUCGGUGUCAUCGUAUCGGGCAAACGAAACCUGUGAUGGUAUACCGCCUCGUUACGGCCAACACCAUUGAUGAAAAGAUCCUGGAGAGAGCAUCCGCCAAAAGAAAGCUUGAGAAGAUGGUUAUACACAAAAAUAAAUUUAAAGGUUCAAAGGCAGAACUAAAACAGACCAAAAGCUGCAUUGAUGUGAAUGAACUGGUAGAUCUUCUGAAAUCCAGAGACUACGAAAGGGCAGUGAAAGGAACUAAAGGAAAGGUCAUCAGUGACGCUGAUCUGGAGUUCCUACUGGACCGUAGAGAUUUAAUGGAUCAAGCAACGAAGCGCGUGAAACAGGAGAAGAAUGGCGUGUUUAAGGUUAUCGAGGCCAAAGAUAACAAUGAUGAAAUAAGUCUGUCCUGAACUGAUCAAGAAACAAGCACUAAAGCCUUCCUGCUGGUUGUACAGAAAGAUUGAGUCUUUCUACUGUUUUAAGAUUUUGUGUCAAUCAAUGCUGCUUUAAUCAGCCUAUACACCAGUAGUUAGGAACCGUUUAGCAUUUCUUAAGUACAUUUUCAAAUGUUGUGUUAUGUUGUAAUCGCACUAAACCAGCAGUUUAUAAAUACCGUUGCAUUUAAUGUCUAGUUGACUGAAUAGGAGCAUCAUGCAUCUAGACAGUAAUGCUCUUUAAAGCACUUUGAGUUUUAAAUACUGUAAAACGUAGACUUUGCCUUUUUUUUGUAUUUCAUAUUUUCUUGUCUUCAAAAUAUAAUAAAUAUUUUGUAUGUUGUCA
Paramisgurnus dabryanus is the source of this 3173-nucleotide messenger RNA. It is a transcript of the gene hells, whose product is annotated as helicase, lymphoid specific. Gene Ontology annotation, cellular component: nucleus; pericentric heterochromatin. The record is from RefSeq and is a predicted model, not a curated record. Gene Ontology annotation, biological process: pericentric heterochromatin formation; DNA methylation-dependent constitutive heterochromatin formation; negative regulation of gene expression via chromosomal CpG island methylation. Lineage: Eukaryota; Metazoa; Chordata; Actinopteri; Cypriniformes; Cobitidae. Gene Ontology annotation, molecular function: chromatin binding; ATP binding.